This is a messenger RNA of Calliphora vicina (urban bluebottle blowfly), 1427 nucleotides long. RefSeq lists its product as uncharacterized. Lineage: Eukaryota; Metazoa; Arthropoda; Insecta; Diptera; Calliphoridae. Bases 370 to 1410 code for a protein of 346 amino acids. The record is from RefSeq and is a predicted model, not a curated record. The transcript is spliced from 2 exons.
GAUGCUGCUAACGCGCAGACACAAUUUAACUAACUAGAAUUUAGCACACGAAUACCUAAAUCCCUGGCCACUAUACAGCCACCCAAAUAACAGCCCUCUUACAGACUCAUACUUUCUACCUAAUGUACAUUAUACUUAUAUUUGUUAGAUCUAAAAGAGCAAAAAGGACUCUCGCUAAAUUGUAGACACAAAAAAACAGGUUUAUAGAUGCUUUCGACAAAACUUCACAGAUUAGUAAGACAAAACUAUUGCUGCAACAAAGAUCUAAAUUGUAUAUACAGGACGAAAGAAAAAAAGUAACAAAUUUAAAAAUAGAUAGAUAAAAAAAGAAAAAAAAUAAGUUAUAUUAUAUGUGCAAUUUAUCUCACUAUGUCCGAAAAUAAUACUGCUGUUAGUUUGCAGUGUGACAAUUUUUAUCAAAUAAGUGAUGAUGAUUUGGACGAUUGUGAAGAUUUACCCGAUGAUUACAUACUUGAUGCAAAUGAUGGACCUAAUUCAUCCUCAGCGAGUUUGAAUUUAAUAAACAAUAAUGGACAUCCUCGAGGACCCUAUGAACGUGCGUGGACAACAGAAGCUACCAGAGCAUUAAUACACAUACGAGGUCCUAUGGAACAUCGUUUCACUGAGGGAAGGCAAAAACGUACAGCCCUGUGGUUACAUUGUACGCGUCAGCUACAAAAAAUGGGAUUCCGUUACAGUGCGGCAAAAGUUCAAAAAAAGUGGCACAACAUUUUGAUAACCUACAAUAAGAACUUGUGCAAAAAAUAUACGUCCGGCUAUGUGCAUUGGGAAUUUUUCGAAGAAAUGUUCAAAUACCUACAAGGUAAAAGAGCUAAUUUUGAUCUGCCGCCAGCUAAGAAACAACCCCCACCCACACAAAUGAAAACAUCUUCAACGGAUAAUUUCAAUAUACAAUUUAUAAAUGCUAAACAGGAAGAAGUUGUACCGCAUCAAGUUGAAUUGGAUUCGAAAUCGAAUGACGACUAUGAUGAAGAAGACAGCACAACAAUGUCGGAUAUGAAAAAACCAAAAUUGGAAUUGAACGAUGAUAAUAAUUAUGAAUUUCCUUUGGAAAUAGUCGAUUCUAAUAAUUAUUCUCAAAUGAAUGCAAAACUUGAAGAGGUUGAAAAUGUGUUUCCGAAAAAUUUCGGCAAGGAAGCGAACUCUGAAAUGUAUGCCGCCGGUGGUGGUAGUGGUAGUGAGUGGUGGCAGGAGUAUUUCGAACGUAAAUUACAAGUUGAACGUGAUAAAAUUGAACUACAAAAAGAAAUGCAUCGAGAACUGAUGCAAUUUAAUAAGAUGUCUUUACUGCAACAGGAAAAAAUUGAACGUGUCAAAAUCGAGGCCAUUAAUAGUUUAACAAGUACUUUACAAAAAUUAGUUGAAGUUAAAUAUAAAAAUAAUAAUUAAUAAAAAAAUAAGAAUAA